AUGUUAUGGCUGCUGAUGUCUGUGCUUCUACUGCAUCAGAUUACAUGCCAGGUAGAUAGUGCAAGGUGUCUCCUGGACAACCCAGUCCCCGUUCCCCAGGAGUGGUAUCAGCCAGGUGAAAUCAUCAUUGGUGAAAUUGUUUCUCACAUAAUUUAUCUCUCCUAUGAACUUACAUUCGAGGAUCAACCAUCACAGAAGCUUUUUGAGCUUCCAUAUGUGGUGAUCAAUUUCUACCAGCAUAUCCUAGCCUUGGUGUUUGCCAUAAAAGAGAUUAAUGAGGAUCCCGGGAUCUUGCCCAAUAUCACUCUCGGCUUCCACAUCUAUGACAGCUACUAUGAUCUGAUGCUGACCUAUCGGACCACGUUGGAUCUGCUCUUUAAAUUCCAUAGAUUUGUCCCCAGCUACACAUGUGAAUCCCAGAAAACACUCAUAGGUGUUAUUGGGGGACUGCACUCUGAUACCUCCUUCUGUAUGGCAGACUUCUUAACCCUCUACAAGAUUCCACAGCUCCACAUGUUUCUUCACUGUAUUUCAUUUAACAACUCAGCCAAUGAAACCGUAUCAUUUAAUGAUAACAGGGCAAUGGGAGGUGGAUUUGACAUCACAAAUCUGGUCACUUUCCCCAAUAACUCCUUCAAGAGAGUGAAAAUUGGAAGGUUGGAUCCCAGUGACCAUGAAGAAAUGGAAUUCAUCAUUAAUCAGGAUAUGAUUGUGUGGCACAGACAUUUUAACCAGGUGGUUCCUGUUUCUUUGUGUAAUGAACCCUGCCACUCUGGAACUCAUAAGAGAAGGAAGGAAGGGGAAAAGUUUUGCUGCUAUGAUUGUGUUCCAUGCCCAGAAGGGAAGAUUUCAAACCAGACCGAUAUGAAAGAUUGUUUCAAAUGCCCAGACGAUCAGUAUCCAAGCACUGACAGAGAUGAUUGCAUCCCUAGAGUUAUAACCUUCCUGUCUUAUGAAGAACCUUUAGGGAUCAGUUUAGCUUCAGCUGCUGUUUCAUUCUCCCUGAUCACGGUCUCUGUGCUAGCAACUUUCAUUAAGCACAAAGACACUCCCAUAGUCAGAGCCAACAACCGAGAUCUUACAUACAUUCUCCUCAUCUCCCUCAUGCUCUGCUUCCUCUCUUCUUUGCUAUUCCUUGGUCAGCCUGGUGGAAUAACUUGCCUUCUCCGACAACCAAGUUUUAGCAUCAUCUUCUCAGUGGCUGUUUCUUGCAUUUUGACAAAAACCACCAUUGUUUCUCUUGCAUUCAGAGCCACAAAGCCUGGAUCUAGACUGAAGAAAUGGGUGGGGAAAAGGCAUACCUACUACAUUGUCCUCCCAUGUUCUCUUAUUCAAUCAAGUGUUUGUACUCUGUGGUUGGCAACUUCUCCACCAUUCUCUGAGUUAGAUAUGCACUCUGUAACCCAGGAAAUAAUUGUGAAAUGUAAUGAAGGUUCAGUCACCAUGUUUUACUUUGUCUUAGGAUUCAUGGGCCUUUUGGCAAGCUCCAGCUUUAUCGUAGCAUUCCAUGCUCGCAAGUUACCAGAUAGUUUCAAUGAAGCCAAGUUCAUUACGUUCAGCAUGUUGGUGUUUUGCAGUGUGUGGGUCUCCUUCGUUCCAACUUACUUGAGCACAAGAGGGAAAGACAUGGUUGCUGUGGAGAUCUUCUCCAUCCUGUUCUCCAGUGCUGGGUUAUUAGGAUGCAUCUUUUUCCCUAAAUACUACAUCAUUGUGCUGAGGUCUGAGCUGAACAGCAAGGAACAACUAAUAAUGAGAAAACAUUAA
Elgaria multicarinata webbii is the source of this 1764-nucleotide messenger RNA. Its product is annotated as vomeronasal type-2 receptor 26-like. Bases 1 to 1764 code for a protein of 587 amino acids. The transcript is spliced from 5 exons. Gene Ontology annotation, biological process: G protein-coupled receptor signaling pathway. Gene Ontology annotation, molecular function: G protein-coupled receptor activity. Lineage: Eukaryota; Metazoa; Chordata; Lepidosauria; Squamata; Anguidae. The record is from RefSeq and is a predicted model, not a curated record. Gene Ontology annotation, cellular component: plasma membrane.